AUGUCUUCAGAUAAGUUAUUUUUUUAUAUUAUUAAAAGAAACGAUAAUUUCGAUUUGACGGCUUUGUCAGAAAAUAAAUUAGCGUGGUAUAAUUUGCCCGAUGAUUAUAAAGAUUUGGCUGAACAUAAAGUUUUAUGCUCAAAGCGAGUGAUAAAAAAUACAAUUAUGACAAUAAAACCGAUUAAUGGUUACCGCAAAAUUGGCAUAACGAUUGAUGACGAAUUAAGAAAAGAAUAUUAUGACGAAGACGGCAAUUUAUGCUUUUUAAACAUGCCACUAGAAGAAGCUAAUAUAAGUAAUGAACACGUGGUUGCUGAUAAAUCAGAUGAGAAAAAUUUUUUAAUCGAAAAAAUUAAAGAAUUGGAAGCGAAAUUAAAUUUAGAUAAUAAAUUUAAAUUGCAUGAUGUUGAAAAAAGGUUUAUUUUAGACAAAUUUAAUAAAAGUCAAAAUGUUAACGAUUGGCUAGAAAAAUUUGAAAACGAGUGUAUAAGACACAAAAUAUUCGACGCUACCAAUAUGAUAGAAGCACUUCGAUUUUUUUUAUCGGGUUCAGCAGAAAAUUGGUACGACGCAAAUAUAAUAAAAAUUGGUUUAACUAAUUGGUCAGAAUGGAGAGCAUCGUUUCUCACAGUAUUUGCUGAUAAAGAAAAUGACCAAAUCCUUAUCGUUUUAUUUGUUAAAUAUCUGAUAAAUGAUUUCAGCAGUAAAAAAUGUUUACAAGAAUUUGCCGCCGGUAGUACAAGAACAGGAAAGAAGCUAAAUAUAGAUUGGAAAACUGAAAAACCCAUUGACAAUUUGGUGCUAAAAAAGUUUGCUUCCAAGCUUCCUGACCUUGAGAAGAAGGUCAACACUAUAAAGCCAUUCUUAUAUAUAAUUCAAUGGUAA
Helobdella robusta is the source of this 885-nucleotide messenger RNA. RefSeq lists its product as hypothetical. The coding region runs from base 1 to 885 and encodes 294 amino acids. The record is from RefSeq and is a predicted model, not a curated record. NCBI's taxonomy places the organism in Eukaryota, Metazoa, Annelida, Clitellata, Rhynchobdellida, Glossiphoniidae. The transcript has 3 exons.